Molecule: messenger RNA, 2238 nt
Organism: Letharia lupina
Lineage: Eukaryota; Fungi; Ascomycota; Lecanoromycetes; Lecanorales; Parmeliaceae
Exons: 3
Coding region: 1-2238 (745 amino acids)
Biological process (GO): anatomical structure morphogenesis; cell differentiation; negative regulation of transcription by RNA polymerase II
Molecular function (GO): DNA-binding transcription factor activity, RNA polymerase II-specific; RNA polymerase II cis-regulatory region sequence-specific DNA binding
Source: RefSeq, a predicted model, not a curated record
AUGUCCUUCCAUCGAGUACUGCCUCUACUCCCAGCCCUCUCCGACCAAGCACUCAGAGACCGAUGGGCCAUUCAACCAGAUACCCUCAUAAGCUCCAAGAUCAUGCCCGACGAGACGCCGAAAGCUGCAGCGAGUGAAAACCAGUCUCCGACCCCUACUCCGAGAAGCCUUUCUUCCCCGCCAGAAGAAGGAGUCCAGAAAUCACCGGGCGAGGAGUCACUGGAGGACUACGAAUCACCGAAGUACCGUACUCAUUCCUUGUCCCAAGCAGCUAGGACCAGCAGCCGCCCUUCCAGAACUGAACAGUUGUCGGUUCCGAGGAAGAGUGUGGUAGAGAAGUGGCAAGAAGAUUCACCAAGCUCGAUCUGUCUCUGUCAGCCGGACCCUAAGGUUCCACGACCAAGAAACGCUUUUAUCCUUUACCGCCAGCACCACCAACAGGCCGUAGUCGCUCAGAAUCCGGGUCUCGCGAAUCCUGAAAUCUCGAAAAUCAUCGGCGACCACUGGAGAAACUCAUCGACAGAAAACAGAGAUCAUUGGAAGCUGCUAGCAGAGGAAGAGAAACUCCGCCACCAGAAGCAAUACCCUGACUACAGAUAUCAGCCACGACGUAGCACCCGCAACAGCUCCAUCGCCGGUCCCGCAGCGAACUCGGCUGAAGGCGACCAACGCAGGUGCCAAAAGUGCGGAGGGCGCAGCAUCGCCGCAUCCACCAUGAUGUCUGGUCCGGGAUUCCCGAACCCAGCGACGCCAUACUCCCCGAACCAACCUCCCAACUCCGCCACGAGCGCCGGCCGCUUCAUGCGAAGUCUGGGCAGCCCUCCUACCAGCAAUCCUGCGGGCAACCCCGCCGCCGGAUACCGCCAUCGCCCAUCGACAGCCAAUGUUGCAUCGCUCACCCUGAGCUCCCCACGGUACAAGCGCCAGGACUCCGGACAGCCCUCGCCGCGCUUCAAGCGCCCGGAACCGAGCCAGAUUUCUCCGAGAAGCCCAGAUCCCAAGCGUCGCCGGGUGACCAACGCCUCCUACGCCCCCGUCCGGGCCGCCAACAAUCCGACGACGCCCUUCCCCUUCCCCACCGGCCAGCGGCGCCAAUCCCUCCCCCGCGCCGACUUCAUGGGCCCCAGCAUCAACAGCCCGUUCACAAUGGGCCCACCUCCACGCCCACACCACACCCAACACCACCCCGAAACCUCCCUCACCCUCGCCCCGUUCCACAACCCCCAAUCCGGCGGCAGCAGCAACAACAACAACAACAGCAACAACACCAUAGGCAUCGACACGCAAGCCAAAUCCCUCGAAGCAAUGAUCCUCUCCAUCCCCACCCUGGGCAAAAUCCGCGUCCUCUCCAAAAUCUCCCCCCCCCUGGCGCCCCCUCACCCCGCGUCCCCCGCCGCCCGCCGACCCCGCGGCCUCGUCGUCGCCCUCGACGCCGCCGACCCCGCCGCCCUGGACGCCCUGACCGCCACCGUCGAAGCGGCCCUGUCCUCCCACGCGCCCCGCGUCUUCCGGACCCCAAAACCCCCGCCCGACGCGCCCGCCACCUUCCAAUCCUACCUCCGCCUCAUGGACGACCACCACACCCUCUCCGCGCAAAUCAUCGACCACAUCACCACCACCACCGUCACCACCACCGUCACCACCACCGAGCGCGACGCCGACGCCCCGAUGGACUCGCCCUCGCCCGUGUCGCCGAAAUCGUUCCCGGCGCCGAAACCCGCCGCGGGGCCCGAACACCCCGGGAUCCCCGUCGCCAUCGUGCCGGGCUGGCAGGUGACGUGGAGCGACUGGUUCGCGAGCCGGGUCGAGAUCCGGGACGCGUACAGCCCGAUGGACCACUGGCAGUGGGGCGCGACGCUGUGGCGGAACGUGGUCGGGGCGGACGUGACGGUCGCGGUGCAGGCGCCCGUCGCCGUCGCGGCGGGGCCGGAACCGCCGUCGUCGUCGUCGCCGGACGGGACGGCCGCGGGGGAGGGGAAGGGCAAGGGGGCCGGUGAGGCGGCGGUGAAGGAGGGGCCGAGGGCGGGGCACGAGAAGGGGAGGAACGGGGGCAGUGGGGGCGGGGGGGUGGGGGGCGGGGUGGAGGUGAGGUUGGAGGAGGCGAGGGCGGUGAUUGUGAGGGGGGAGAGGGACGGCGGGGUCGCGGAGGGGGGGUUGAGGAGGGUGGGGUUCGAGAUUGGGGAGUGGGUGAGGGGGUGGGAGGAGAGGGAGGAGAGGGCGGCGAGGAGGGGGAGUUAG